UCUACAGGGAGAGGGAAAAAAACACUCUCUCACACACACAGCCUCCCACAUACACACAAGUACACUGUGCUCAGAGCUAGCAAGGGGCUUUAAAAAGAAAAAAAUAGAAACAAAGGGAUUGUAACUUGCCACAAUGGAGGAAAAUAUGGAUGAUUCUCAAAGCCAGAAAGGCUGUAAGGAGUGCUGUGAGCGAUGUGUUGGCAGCCUGCCCUGGGCCUCUCUCAUCGCAACUAUCCUCCUCUUCAUGGGCGUGGCCUUGUUCUGUGGCUGUGGCCAUGAGGCUUUAAACGGCACUGUCACCAUCCUUCAGAACUACUUUGAAGUCAUCAGAGCCCCAGAAGAAACACUGGACGUGUUCACCAUUAUUGACAUCCUGAAGUACAUUAUCUACGGUCUUGCAGCUGGAUUCUUUGUGUUUGGUGUGCUGUUGCUGGUGGAGGGCUUUUUCACCACCGGAGCAAUUAGGGAUCUCUAUGGAGAGUUCAAGAUCACUGCUUGUGGACGAUGCCUGACUGCAUUCCUGAUGUUCCUGGCCUACCUGUUCUUCCUGGUAUGGCUCGGAGUGACAGCAUUCACCAGCCUGCCGGUCUUCAUGUACUUCAAUGUUUGGUCCAUGUGUCAGAACACUAGCUUGGUAGAGGGAGCCAACCUCUGCCUGGACCUGCGUCAGUUGGGAUUGGUGACCAUCUCCGAGGAGAGAAAGGUGUGUACAGGAUCUGAGAAGUUCGUCAAGAUGUGUGAAUCCAAUGAGCUGGACUUGACCUUCCAUCUGUUCGUGUGCACUCUGGCAGGAGCAGGGGCUGCUGUCAUCGCAAUGGUCCAUUUCCUGAUGGCUCUAGCUGCUAACUGGGGUUAUCUGAAGGAUGCCAGUCGAAUGCAGAAGUAUGAGGACAUCAAGUCAAAGGAGGAGCAGGAGCUCCAUGACAUCCACUCCACACGCUCCAAAGAACGUCUCAAUGCCUACACAUAAACAUACACCUUAGAGAAACAGCACAACACUCUUACCUUUCAGACACACACACACACACACACACACACACACACACACAUUUACACAAGGCCUGACACAAACCUAAGGAUAGCACAAACAUACAAUACACAUGAAAAAAACAACAAAACAUAUAUUUAAAGACACAAAUCUAUGUUGGCAGAAAUCAGUUGUUAACAUAAUUAUGAUGAAAACAAGGACACCAUGCAGUAGAAAAUUGGCUCAGUUGGUCUGUAAAUUGGCUUAGUUGAUCUGUGCUACCACUUUAGCAUCCGCUAUGUUGGUUUGCUUCAUAAUCUUACUAACCCUGACUUCAAUUUUGAGCAAAAGCCUUUUCUUAAAAGUGCAAAUAGGCAGAGAUCACCUUCUCAUCAGAGGAAGAUUGUAUACUGCUGAAAGCUGAAAGUUCAUAUUUCUUAAUAUAAAGACCUAAAUUUUCCAGGGUUGGCAUUGCCUUCCCUUCAACCCCCAAUACCUCAAAGUACCGCAAUGUGUGCAGAGCAAUCAACUGAAACUGUCCUAAAAUCACAGAAAGAAACCAGACAUAAACACAGCUUGUGGAAUGACAGCUAGGAGCUGUUAGCAUGGCACAUGGAAGUCAACAAUUUACAGCAGGCACACGGUUGACCUUGGUGUCAGUGGGCUCAUCCUUUAAUAUAGGGGCGCUCCAACAGGACAAUGUCACUAUAUCUCCCCAACAGGCCCAAUACCUGCAGUACAUGCAUCGCACACAAUUUAUCCACACGGACAUCAACACACACAAAUAGAUGUGGCUGAAUGGUUGGUGUUGUGCAGGCAGUGUUAUAUGGUGGUGUCAUACUGUGUCGUGUUGUUUUGCUACAUUAUAAUGACUGGUAUUUGCAAAGAAAUAUGGUCCCCAAUGAAAUGUGUACAUCCCAGGGACGAAUUCUGAUUCCUUUUUCCUCCAACCCAUCCCAUCCUCUUACUUUACUAUGUGACAUCUUCAUCUUGAGCCUAGUUUCUAUAGUUGUUCCACAUAUUUUUACUACACAUGCUGUUUAACCCACAAGCAGCCAUUUGCUGCACAGUAGGUUUAGUUUUUGAAUUAAAAUGCAGGCUUAAUAAUAAUAAUGAAAACAUAUGUGUACAAGAUUAAGAGUAUAUCAAAAAUCCAAAUUCCCCUAAUAUUGCUUAUUUGUACUUUUUGUCAUGUGCCGGGCACCUUAAAGGUGGAGACAUUACAGAGCCAUAAAAGUUGCGGCAUGAAACGGCACUAAGAAAGGGCCUUUAGACACAUAGUAAAACAGCUUUGUCUCUGGUGAUUUACCCUAAGAAACAGCACAUCUUAGCAGGAAAAGUCUUUUUAACAUGUGGCAUGUUUUCAUAAGUCUGACAAAUAGUUUUUGUUACUUUUUGGAAUUGCCACCUUUUUAAUAAUUUAUGUGAAAUGCGAGCAUUUAGGCUAUUUAAAUGGGGCAGUCGUGUGUGUUUGUGUGUGUGUGUGUGUGUGUGUGUAUGAGUGUGUUUGUGGCAGGGAGGGGUUUACAUCACAUUCAUAUCAUAUUGUCAUGUAAUGGUACUAUAUUGCAUACACACAAACACACACAUACGGACAUAUAUAUAUAUAAAUGAAUAAUGUCCACGCUGAUAAGCUCAAGGUUUAGGAAUGAUUUGUUUUAAUGGAUAGGUUAGUUGAUUUAAGGCUGGUUCCAGUUUCUAUUUGCUGUGUCAAAUAUUUCUUCAUGUGCUUUUAUACGAGAUGCUGUUAUAAGAUUUUGAUCAGCUAAACACGUUGAGUGACCUUGCCAAAUCGUAUCUCAAAACUAGCAAAAACAUUUUUUAU
This is a messenger RNA of Centropristis striata (black sea bass), 2792 nucleotides long. It is a transcript of the gene gpm6ab, whose product is annotated as glycoprotein M6Ab. The record is from RefSeq and is a predicted model, not a curated record. The transcript is spliced from 7 exons. Gene Ontology annotation, cellular component: axonal growth cone; neuronal cell body; filopodium. Gene Ontology annotation, biological process: neuron projection development. The coding region runs from base 134 to 970 and encodes 278 amino acids. Lineage: Eukaryota; Metazoa; Chordata; Actinopteri; Perciformes; Serranidae.